Porites lobata is the source of this 26438-nucleotide messenger RNA. Lineage: Eukaryota; Metazoa; Cnidaria; Anthozoa; Scleractinia; Poritidae. The record is from the annotation of a GenBank genome assembly.
UCUAAAACAGCUCUACGAACCCAUUUUAGCUCUCUGAGGCUAUUAGUUAAAACAUUCCUGAUAAUGCUUGGCGCCGAUACCUUUCCAUAACCCCAUGCCGUGUUUAUUUAUUAAAUUCUCGGGUAAACAUUAUUCUCUAACUAGCUUAUGUGCAAAGAGCUGUGGUGAGUAAAAUAAUUUUACGCCAAGGAGACAUACUGCAGACGACCGGUGAUUAAAAGCGAAACCAGCGGCAGUUACUGAAUCCACGUGCGAGCGCCGUGUAUCUUUAGAAAUAUAACACUUUUGUCAAAAUGCAAAACUGCUUGUGUCUCCUGACUCGCUUUUCAUACCGUUCUAUCGGUGACAGUAGAAGACAAGUUGCCCUCGGGGGGAAGCUGCGAACCGAUGUUUCGUUUUAAUUCAUUCGCCAGUCCUAUCUGACAGAGUCAUGUUUCAGAAAUAUCACGUACACAAUGCCAACUUGGAUGUUUCUGGAUAAGAUUUUAUAUGCAAGAGUUCAUGUAAGGUGAAAUUUGAACCACUUUGUCUAGCAGCGUGAAACAGGUGCUUUUCAACUCUAGUGAAGUCGCAUCAGAAGUCGUACAACGCUUUUCCGAGGCAAGCAAUCCUUGUUGUAGGCGGAGCUGAAAAAAAAAUACUAGCGAAUUCGCGACGUAAGAGACCUUGUGUGUGUUUUGUAAAAAUAAUUCACCGCCAAAACGGUGAAGGAGUCAUGUGGAUAUCGGCCUUUUUACGCUGUGAGAUUCAAGUUAAAAGGGACGGAUUUUGCAUGCAUUUUGAUCGUUGAACAAACCUGUCGUGAAUUAUAACUGUCGAGCGAUCGAAUCCUUUUUAUAUUCGUACUGGAAAUUGACGAGCACGCAAAGUCUAUGUUUGACUUGUAUUUCAAUAUUUAACGUACGGCUGGUCCGCGCACCACCUUGCCUCUAGACUAUCUUAGCGAGAGGAGCAUGGGUUUCCCGCAGAGACUACAAAGCAUGUAUUGCCAUGAGGUAGGCGUUUAGAAUUAAGGAGUGCUGUGAAAGUUCAAAAAGGUACGCGCGGUCAUAUUUAUGUUCGUCUCUUUGAAAUAACUGUGAACUUACUUUAUCAGCUGUGACAGACUGGCACAUCUCUUUGUGUUUAGACACCUUCCGCUCAUUUGCAUUUGUUUGGUGCUCACGCUGUCGUGUUUAGCUCUGUUUAUAAAUUGAAUAAGACACAAACAAAAUAAUGUUUACCGCAGCGUGCGUGAGAAUACUUCGACAGACAGAACUAACUGUUAUAAAAUUGUCUGUGUAUAUGAAUUAUUUCCUACGGCACUGCCUAGUUUGCUUCGUAAUUGUGUUCCUAUUAUUGAAAACUUAAGUUUUGUCGUUUCGUUUUGGAUAAAUACAGGUUCGAAAAUUGUUAAAAAGGGUUGAUCAACUUUACAAUAAUUUCAGUGACAGAAAAUCCCCUCUAUAAUCGAAAAGACUAUAACUAUUCUGUUUGCCGUUUUUGGAGCUAUUGUCAGAGAUAGCCUUGUAGACCCUGCGCCGGGUAUGAAUCGUUCUUUCAAUGUAGAUUUUUUGUUAAUUAAAAAGAGUCUCAAAGCAAGUGAUAUUGGUCACAGGGUAGCAAGACACAUGAAAUAAAAUAGAGACCUUUCAUUAAUAAAAUUACAAAUCAAUUUCUAAUCUUGUGAAUUCUUGUCAUUUUGGACAUUGAAUAGAGGUUAUGGAGUCACCGCUUUUUUCGCGGCUUUUAGUUCCUCCAAUCGCAUAACAGUGGAACGAGAGUGAAUAUAUCGACUAGAAAAAAAAUGAACUCAUAAAAUACAAAUAGAUUAAAAGAUAAAAAGCAAUUAUUAAGCAAAUGCGAGUAAAGAUUAUCAAAAUAUAUAUAUAUAUACGUACUAUUAUCAAGUUAGUGUAAUGAAAUCGCGACUCUCGUCUUUCUUCGACGAAGUAGAAUUUUCAAUUGGCCAAUGAGAAUCUUUGCCAGAAACAACAAUUUUCUCGCUAGUAUUUUGAAAAUAUCUUUCAAGGUGUUAAUCUAACAACCAUUUCUCACUUUGUGUUAAUGUGCAAUUCAUUUCAUUUGCUGUGCAGCAAUUGUGGUUUUGUUGUUUGUCGGAAAACAAAGCGAUAUUUAAUUUUCUCUGUACGUGAAUAGCAUUGUGUUUCCUUCUUUUUCUUUUUCAUUUGAAAAAUCAUAGGGAACUCUCUUUUGAAGAAUAACGCCGAGAAACCCGAUUUAUUCCUGCUUUCCGUUUCAUAAUUCUUAGCCAGUGGUGUUCACCUUCACGAGUGUAUUUAGUAAGGUUAGGUACUUGAAUAGUAAGGCAAUGAUUUGCUUUUUAAACAUCGUUAUGUUCAUAUAUAUUUGACGAUAUCGUCCUUGGCAAACAGUAGUUAUCAUUCAGCUUCUUCGACGGCGAACCAGGAAAACCUUUUGUUUGACAGAUGUUUUGAUUCUUCAAUGACAUCUGCGUGCCUAAAGGCAGAUAUUGAUAAAUUGAAAAAAAAAAACUCAAAUCGCAUUUAUGACGUCUACAUUAAAUUGUUUCAUGACAAUAACUUGCUAAUGUAUAACUGGGAAAUCAGACUUUGAGGCCGUAAUUUCCUAUACCUGUGACAACAAACGAAGUCAGUUUAGUUGGUUGCUUGGUCGCAAAUUCGUGAGUGUCCCGACAGUCUGCAUUUAAAUUCUCUUCCAGUUGUUCAGUCCAGUUACGACUGUGUUGAAGACAGCAACAGGGAGCUCCACACAAUACAACAUCCUCGAGAAAUCCCAGUUUAAUCAUAUCAGCUUAAACUGAUCCUCGUUUUCUUUUGCUGUGUUGCCAGUCCGAUUCCUGUAUUUUUUACGGCAGCCCUGCCCUUCAAAUAGAUCUGCACUGUACGUAGAGCCGGACUUUACCGGGAUUAACGCCAGGAAACGUCCUCUUGAUAGAUUUGAUUAUUCUUUAAGUUGUUUGCAAAUUAAUAAUAUUUCUUUUUUUCUCUCUCUCCUUAGCAAUCGCAGCGGGAAUCCUUUAGUUAGAAGAAAGAUAACUCUACUCUGCACAUCCCCAAGUAAAAAUUCACUGCGUUUAAUGAAGGGUUUUGUGACAGGCAUGGAGGGCAUCGCGACCAAAGGUAAUAAAACAUUUUCCGCUGCUCUUAAUGUUUUCAUGUUUUCUUAAAUGACUGAUAAAGUCUGUUUCUCCGUAUUGUUGUUAGAGGUAUCGAAAAAUCAGGACCGCCUGCCACGAAAAAAUAACCUUGUUGUCGUUACAUGGGUUGUCUUAAUGCCUAUGAAUGUUACUUCUGGCAGGUAUUUUGUCAGCUUAGUCAAGCGUAGUCAUUUCUUAGUCAAGUUUCGAUCAACGUUGUUAGUCACACGUCGAAACUAGUACAGCCUUUUUUUCGUGGUUUUGUCCAACACUAAAAAAAUGUGAAAUAAGAAGGAAGCAGGGGCUUGUCGUUUUACCCCCAAAAGAUAAUCUGGUUCGCCGGUACUUGUUACUCAUUCAUUGGAACUGCUUUGUGACAUUUUUAUUGAAAACGCCGGUUAAGCUCUCCUGGCUAGUUUUCUCCACAUAUGUUAGAUAACAAGGAUAAACACUGGAAUCAUAUUGAACGCUGUUUUAAAGAAGUGUAAAUCUUAAAUGUAGAGACACUUUAUUGUCAGGCCUUCAUUAUUAUUUAUGCUUGGCAGUAUCGCAAAAAGAUAACAGACUGCCGACAGAUAUUUGUAUGCGACUGGUCCUUUCAUUUCACCACUGUUCAUAGACUCAACAACGAAGUCUUUACACUGCAAAAUCAAAAGAAGUGAUAAAAUAAUAAGUAUUCACUUAACCCGCAAAUCUUAAGAGUAAAAUUUUCUGACUUAAAAUCUGUUUGAUUCUGUCGAUAAAGAAGCUCUACCGAGUCACUAUUUGAUUGUGGCUUGCCAAAAGUUUUUCUUUCGAUUCUUUGACUGUCUUUUAAGGUCUCGUUUUAUACAAAAUGAAUAAGUUUUUGUCUUUCAUGAGUUUUGACUUCAAACGAUCUCGACCGGUGAAUUUUCGAGAUUACAAAACUUCGUUACGUGUUUCUUAUUUUUAAUCAUACCUUAGGCACUUUCUACAAUGUUUACUGACUGCCAUGUAAAAAAAAAAGAACAGAAAUACACAAGAAUACUCUUAUUUCGCCUUUUGUAAUUUACUCUACUAGCGAGAUAAUCGCUCUAACUUUGAUUAAUCCACUUCAUGCAAAAAUAUAGUGCCCUUCCUCUUUCCGCUUAACUUUUCAGCGUCGUUGCGCGGUAAUAAUCUGGAAAAGAUUAUCUCUGCCAUGUUUAUAAAUCCUUCAAAAACUUGAUAUUCAUUUACGGCUGAUUUGCAUCUUUUUCUGCUCUUGUUGUUCUACUGAAUGCUAUCUUACGAAUAAAGAAGAGGAUCUGUUCCUGGUAGGGAUUACCUCUAAAGACGAACCACGCCCUUUUAUAAGCCGUAAAGAAGCUCCAGCCAGAGGGAUUAAAUCUGUCAUUUCUAAGGUCAAUUACGUGAUAUGAAAUUUCGUUCUAACUAUUGAGAAUGUGGAUGAGAUUUUACGAUGUAAUAACCCACAUGAAACUUUUUGGCUUUACUUUCAUAUGGUAGUUAUUGUGAUUAGUAUCAAACAAAAUCAACUUUGGCGAGUUUUUCCUGAAACUUUAGUAUAUACAAAAACGUGCAAACAAAACUAUCAUUAAAAAUUAUGUGCAACGAAAAACUAAAUGGAACGUAUUAUGCAGUACUUCUACACGCUGCUAUUUGUUUCCAGUACUUUCCAAAACAAGAUUUGGUGGAUACCUUGUCCUUACCGAAUGUUUAAUUCAUGACAAUCUGGCCGGAAAGGAAUAAAAUCCCCUCACCUGCACAAAAAAGAAGUACAUGUACAGUCAUUUUAAAAUCGUGAUACUGUUUUCUGAAUUUGCCUUAUUGUAGAAUUUUGUCUAUCGAACAACUGAGAAAGAAAUAACAACGACUUUGAUAUAUAUUGCACGGUCUCGUUUAGUGGUAAAACGAAUUUCUCCGAACCUUACAAGUGCUUCUUGAAUUUUAUUUCGCAUGUGACACGAGAACUGAACGCACAAGGUAUAAUUUGACAGAGGCAAACUGAUGAGGUGCUGCAGUACAUUAAAAAGCUCUAAUGACGUCUUCAUAAAAACCUCGUGUGGCUAACACACGGCUUGAUAGAUAGUACUUCUAAUUUCUACUUAGCUGGAGUAAUUUGUGGUUUGUAUCAAGACGGUGUUAAUGUACUCUAAGAUUUAUGACAAAUUUGAAUGAAUAUUUAAUAAGGCUUUCUACUUUAUGACUGUAGUUACAUUUAAUCUUGUUUAAUCCUUUCUUGAAAGAAGAACUUCCCUUAGAAAUUAAAUCGCAGAAUAUUUUCCCAACGCACUUUUCAACUGAGAGUUUUCUCGUUCCUGCUCCAAUUAAAAUCACAAAAAAAAUACUCCAAAUCGGAUGCUAACAAUUAAAAGUACGUGCAGAUAUUCGUGCGUGGAUUAAAAAGUACGGACGUUCCUUUUUUACUUCAGGGCAAAUUUCAAACCUGAUUUAUCCGAUAACAAUACAUUCAAUGGCAGGUUUGUAAUACUGAUAAUGGCCGCUCUAAUAAUUCCAGCCUUCUGAUCCUGCCGUUAUUUGGGACUAUAUUUGUUGUGAGAUUCUCAGGAAAUUAUAUUGAUUAAAAAAUACAAAAAAAGACUCAGUAUUUGGAAUGUACGUUCUCGAGUUUUUCCUGUUCCAGCUUUGCCCUUUUUGCUUGGAGUCACGUAGGCGUGAUGGACUUUUGACUGAAGUUUACGUUUUUACUUCUAUAGCUUCUGUCGUUCCUUUAUAAAAACGUGAAUCAUACGUUUAUCCCUUAAACCUAACAACAGCCGACAAAAACUUAACGCAAAAGGAAAAAAAACGCGGAUCUUAUACUGACAAUAAGGGAAAACAGUGCAUGGUGAGAAUUAGCAGCUCAAGAGAUUUCUUUACAUAGCCACAACACAGGACUUCAUCUACUAACUUAAAACACAAAGCUACCUUGAAUGAAUUAUAAAAAGCAGUGCAUCAUUGAUCUUUCUUUAGUACGGUCGCACUUAAGGGCUUCCUGGCCUCCACAAACUCAAAAGAAAGAAUCAGCUUGUACAACAACACAGAAAAGUAUUGCCCAAUACUUUAUUUGAAAGACUACAUCACUUCCAAAGCGAAAGAAAUUUCUCUGCGUAGCACAUUGACUAAAAUCUUCAGUAAAAAAGUUCCCAAGAGUGACCAACGUCAAUUUUCUCCAAACAAAAUCCAUAAACCACUAAGAGGAAAGGCUAUGAGAAUUUAAAAAAUGAUCACCAAAGGAAAAAUGCUUUUAUCUUUUAUCAAAUUCUCUCAACUAGUUUUUUAAGGAAACCUAUUGAGAUCAGUCUGUAGUAUUGGGGAUUUUCAAGAGUUAUCAUAGUUAGCGUAUUUAUACAUCCAAUAUUCGUAGUCGUUUUAUAACGAUAUUGUUAGUUUAAACAACUUUUCGCGCAGGGAUGCUUUCAAGAGACAGCUUCUUUUCGGAGUCUUUGAACGUUGAACGAAAUCCUGAGCAUUGUACAGAUCGUUCUCUGUUUGUUUCAGUUUUUCAUAGCAAUUGAGACGCUGAAAGUCUGCAUUUUUGUAGUUUUAAUGGACUCUUUAGGGAUUCAUUGAGUCGCUUUUGCUUAACGGUGCAAAGAGCUACGUGAUACGUGGGUGAAGCUUUUCAUGCAGUGGCGGUACGGGACUCUCAUCAAAGAUUAUUUGAUUUCGACCACACCCAUUCUGCCGCUGCUCUGUGACUUGAAUUCUAAACACUCAUUGAAAGCUGCUGUAUUGUAUGAUUUAAAAACGGAGAUGAAAUGAAAUACUUUGUUUCCAACUUUUAAAUAAUCUUUUCUAAAUUCUUUUUCCUAACUGCUUAGAAACAAAAAUUCUAAACAGAUAAAUAUAAAUGAUUUGAAUCUUGGUCGCUUAGGAUCAUGUUUUAUUCUUCAACUCCGAAAAAAUGUAAAUACAGAUCUAAAAGACAGAACCACCUCGUUGCGUAUAAUAGAACAUGCACGGUAACGUACUUUUUCAUAUCAUUUAUUGGAAAAGUCACACUCAUUCUAUUUGGUUCUCUGGCUCAUAACUUUCAAAAGUUGUAAAUAACUUUAAGUUAUUGGCAAAGAAAUCUUCUGUCAUUGCGAGUAAUCAUCACAGUUAAAAGUUGGGCUCGUAAACAGAUUCAUACUUCAAUUACCCUACCAGCAGGCUUGAGUUCGGGGGAAAGUGCACGGGAACUCCCACAAAUGAGCCUGCUCGCAGGCUAUACUCUAAUAAAAACCCGCAAGGUCUACAUCAAAGCAGUAAGGGAAUUUCUGUACGACGUUUGAACCAUUUUUGAAAGGAAAACCUAUAUUUGUCAAUCUCAAUUAUUAUAGAAUGCGAUUGAAAGAUCACGAUACUUAAUACAAAUUCCGAUGUGCCUUAAGUUUUCUUCAGUUAUCACAUAAUUCGUGAAAUAAUACAAAAUAUGAAUUAAUUGUAAUCUUAUAAGAAAGGAAAUCAUCUAAAAAAAUAUUAGUGACAAGCCAUAAUUUGGAAGUCUUGUGAAUUCUUGAUUUCAACGGAAGAAUUUACUAUCAUUCAUGAGUUUGCAAAAAUCAAUUGUACGAGGAACUUUCCAGUCAGUCAUUAUAAUUUUAUUCUUAUCUAAAGCGUGAUGCAAAACCCCAUGCGUAUGUACACACAGCUUACUGAAAAAAUAACAUCAAAUUUACAUUUAAUGAUGGACAAUUUUAAACGUCUUUGCUACAUCUUUUGGGAUUGACCGGUUGUACAAGUCGUUGUGAGUUUUGGUACGGUUAUAACUACAAUGCUAUUAAUAUGAGGGCGACGAACUUUCAUGACUCCUGUUUUAGGCUAAUCUUUUUAGCGUUUAAGCAAUUACGCAGGCGAAAGGUAUUCUCUCAAUUAAAGAAAUGAAAAAUUCGUUAAUGUUAGCGGAGAGUGAGCAGGUUUACUACAUCUUUUCCAUUGUGAUUCUUACGCCUCCAAGACAAAAUUGUUUUGAAGAUUAAAACACGGUGUCAUGUUUUCUAGCCUCAAUAAAUGCAAUCUGUAUCAUCAAAAGAGCCGAAUUACAUACAAAUGUUUAAUUAAAUUCAAUUAUAUUUUACAACAUGAUUCAGAGUAAAAGUCUGCUCCAGCCAAUGUAUACAAACACUGGAAAAACAAAAGCGUUAAAUGUGUAUCAACAAAUUUUGUAAAUGGAAUAAAAUAGAAUACCUUAAUAGAAAAAUAAAUUAUUUAAAGCAUAAAGAGGACUUAAGUAAGAAAGGGCUUUGCAAGGUGUACGAAGCAAGUCAUGGCACGAGAAACUGAAAGGCGUGCCGAUAUUGCCUUUCUGUUCUUUCACAAUCAGGACCAGCACUCCUUUUAUCCCACGUGAUUAACACUACAAGCCAGGGCAGAGGAUCAGAAAAAAGAAAGUGGCCGAUUUAAUUUUGUGCUUAUACAUGAGUAUAGCCAAGAUUUCUUAAGAUGCCCUCAUGGUCUCAAAGUGAGACGAAAAAAAAGAUAUAGAAUGAUAAAAGAAAGAGUGUUUUGUGUGUAAAAAAUUGUGAUCAAUAUAUAGUCUCAAUUACUGACGUGACAUACAUAAUCGUAUUAGCACUUUAGACCCAAACUGCUUGUUCCUCCUUUUUCCCAAGUAAAAUAGGUUACCUAAUAAAAUUUUAUACAUUAUUCGUUCUCACAUGGCAAUAAUAUGCUGGUGAAUACUUCGACUUUUGAGCCUGCGAACUAAACCGUAAAACAUUCUCAGCUAUGACUUCACACGACAAUAAUUGCCCUUGAAGUACUUUAGAAAGUAAAAGUUCGAAAUUUCCUUUCUACCAUGCUUUCUUGCUUUCUGUCAUAGGGGUGAUAUGAUUCAUAGUGAAACUUGUCAAUCCAGCAGAUACUACCCUUGAAAGCUACUAAAAGGUGAUAACCCAGGCGGUAGCUUGGUCUCCGGUUGGUUUUUACAAGUAAAUCAAAAAUUUUCAGUUACGAAUUAUUUUAUUUUUUUACACACAAACGAGAGUGUUCUAACAUGCUUCUUUUUCAGAGUCAAUGGUACUUUUUUUCAAAAAAUAUAUAUACACAAACUUUAUUUUUCCUCGAAUUUGAGGGUAGCUUUAAACAACUAAUUAAUCUCCGAGAGAACUACAAAAAAGAGAACGACAAAAAUCUAAUGUAAGUUAAUAUGAAAAUACGACUAUCUACAAUAUUUACAAUUAGCUUUAGUUUGGGUCGGUAGAUACGUUUCCUUUCUCCCUUAAAAUCGUUUUUUCGAACCUCCAAACCUUGGAUGGAUAUUUUGUUGUUGUUUUAGUUUUUGUUAGGCUUAGUUCGGGGUCUGAAUAGAGGUAUUCUCUUCUUGUUAAAACUUAGAACCUAGUGCUUUAUUUGGUUUUUACCCAGUCUCAGCUAAAUGUAGCUUCUUGUCUACUUGCUAAUCUUAAUUCACAAACACAAGUUUGAGGACAGUGGAACAACAUUCGUCUGUCACGAACAAAACUUAUUCUUAAUACGUGUAUAAAAACAAUGGUGAGAUUUUCUACGGCUGUGUUAGAGAUGGCGUCAAGCCGACGACUAUUUCUUUAUUUCGCACUUUCCGCCUUUCUUUUUGAUGUCGCAAAGGAAAAAAAUUAAUGAAUAUAACUAUUUAUUAUUGCUGAAAUAAACAAUCUUCAUUACUUUUAAAUUGACAAAUUACAAACAUUAUGCAUAAAUUUUGUAACACUUGCAGGUUUACUGUUAUUAAAAAAAUGCAAAUAAAAUUAAUUACAGCCGUUUUCUCUUGAGAAAUUUUCGUUAGAGAAAAUUAAAAAGAUAACUCAUGAUAGAUUACGUUUACUAUCUAAAAGAUUUGACUUCAUCAAAAAUUUGUCACAAGAAAAUCUUCAAGUAUCUUUUACAGUGGAACCUCCACAUAACGAAGUCCUCGGAAUAACGAACGAUUUUUUCACCACAGUAAUAGUAAAAUACGUGAAAAAGUACCUCGAUAUAACGAAACCUUGGUAUAGCGAACAUAUUUUGCCAGUCCCUUAGCCCUUCGUUUUAUCGAGGUUCCAGUGUACUUACGCACACUAGGUCAAAAGUUCAGUGAAAAGAUAUGUCAAAAGUGAUAACGAGAAAUCACAGCCAACCGUCUUGAAAUGAAUCUGACGAAUAUAAAUAAUUCAAAAGUUUUUCAAAGUAUAUCAGAUACAGAUUUUUACUGGCAACUCAAGCCAUCUACUACGCAUUUUAUAUCACACGUGUGAUGAACGCUGAGCCCCUCGCCUCGACCAACAGAUUGAUACUCUGAAACAUUUUUUUUUAAGUCGAGCUUCUUGUUUUCUUCCUUGUCAACUGUUAUCACACCCUACGAGCAGAGCCUCCUUUUGUUUUCUUGGGCAAGGGGGAGAAAAGGCGGGCCUGCGCAUGCCUGAAUCGCGUCAAGCCUUGCAGGUCGACGCAGCCCUAUAUCCUGGUCUAGUCAAUCUUGUUGUCUUUCGUCAUACUGGUUUUUCGGGUGCGAGAAUCCUUUUAUUGAUAAUCCGAUGGUCAUUGCCGAGCCCGCUGUAGUAAGCGCACGGUCAUUAGGCCUGGGUCCGAAACUAUAUCUUAGAAGCAUGCCGCGCACGCCCAACAAAGAUCUUUCUUGGGUCAUGCAGAGUCUUUCUUGAGUACGACAAAAUUGACCAAGCGAAAGAAAGGCUGCUAGGGUGCUGUUGUCAUAACCAUUUACUUCUUAACGUGGUUCCCAAAUCAUUUUUUAGAAAAGUACCGUAUUUAUUCGAUUAACCACCCGGGUCGCUUAUUAAAGUUUUGGACCUUGCCAGUUGGCGCUUACUCCAGGUGGGCGCUUAUUCGAGGCUGGGCGCUCAUUAAAUUUUCACCAUUUUCAGCAAGAGUAGUAUGUUUAUUUUGCAACAAAAGGCAAAGAUGUAACAAGGCAAGGUUUCUGUAAAAUACUCUGAAGACAACUCAGUCUUCGAGGAAAGUCUCUCCUAGUAGUUAUCCAUUUUUUUUCGGGCGUGGUAGGGGGAACGGGGGUGGGUGCUUAUUUGAGUUUGAGUGGGAGGGGGUGGGGUGGGGUGGGGUGGGCGCUUAUUCGAGGGUGGGCGCUUAUUAACUUUUUCUGCCUUUAGGAUGGGCGCUAAUUCGAGGUUGGGCGCCUAUUCCCUGCUAUUCGAAUAAAUGCGGUACUCAUAUUGCAUAGAGCAUAGAGCAUCCAUUUGAAUAGUCGAAUGAUGGGAUUGGAUGAAUUCAAUAAUUAGAACCGAACAUAACAUGAUGGGCUCCUGCUCUAGCGAAUGAAAGACUUAGAAGUGAGUUUGACCAACGUUUUCCAGUUAUGAACCAGACUUUUCAGCAAGAAAUUUCGGGAAGCAAUUUCCGAGAUUGCUUCAAAUUAUUGAUUUCACGUCAGCAAAAAAUGGAUGAAGCCCCUUCUAAACAAUAUUGGUGCUAUUGAGGUACGGAAGAGAGGCACAUGUUUUAUUACAGAUCAUUCGCGAAAAUUCGUAUUUAGAGACUAAGGUCUCAAUCAGGCUUCGUAAAGAGUUUUCGAUCAAAAAUUCAAGACUUUUUCUAGGCUUUUAUUCCAAAACUAUGUUUUAUUUUCCUUUUCUCAUUAUGCACGACAAACGUAAGGUAACCACAGGCCAAUGCGGUCAUAUAGGAAUGUCUUGGCUACGUAUCGGAUUGAAUAAGAUUGUUCACGGGAAAAAACUUCACUAAUUAAGCACUUAGAUGCAGUAUUAAAAAGAAACGUCCACACGUUUAACUACUUUUCCAGAUUUUUUUCCAUUUUCUAGACUUUUCUAGGUCUGGACAAAAUGCUUUGCAAAUUCAAGACUUUUUCAAGAAUUCAAGACUCUGAAGGAACCCUACUCAAUUGUUUCGAUGUUCAUCGAAUAUUAUUUUUUUCAUUUUCAGUUUUCCUCUUCCAGAAUAGUUUAUUCCAUAUUUAUAUUCCCGAAUGUUUAUUUAAAACAUGAUCAACCGAUAAUUCUCUUUGACUAACUGAAAACUAUGUCAAGAACUAAAGCACCCUGCAUUGUUCGCAAUAAUUAUAUCACAAAUCGAUUUGAAACGGUUUAUUUAAUCCAAUUUUUUCCUUGCCGACAUUCCUACAUCAGAUAUUACUGAUCUCCUUCGAAGAUUCAAAAUACGAGUCAAACAAACAUAUAUAUUUUUACUGCGGCCGAAAAGAAGACGUUGCACGAGUUGUCAAACAAUUUAUUGAUUCUCCCGAAAUGCGGUGGCGAUAGACGAAGUAACGGUACGUCUUUCAAUGAACGAAUUUUAUCAUACCCUUUGUCUUUCGCAUCGAACGUGACAAAAUUUUAACUUGAAAUUCCACAACGGUUUGAAGCCAAUUUACAAAUUUUUCCACACGACUAAUAUUUGAAAAUACUUGCGGUCUAAUCAGAGCGUUCAAUAUUGCUCUCGCUGAUUUUCAUCAAUUUUCCUUCUACAACGCGUUUGAAGAGCUUUAAAGUGUCAGCCGAAUAUUCCUGGGAAGGUAUUAAGAGAAAAUGAGGUCGAAACUGAAAAGACUUUAAGAAUACCACAAGUUCGCGCUUUGAAAGGUAUUCGGUAAUCGUAAAAUUCCAUUUUUAGGCCAACAUCCUAUAUUGAUAGCUUUAUGAGUAAGAAUGAUAAAUUCAACGCUUCAUCGAGGUGGUCAUAAGAAACUACCAUCGGUACGUGAUUUCCGCUAUUUGAAAGUGAAUUCUGAGCGUAAAGAGCUCAAGUAAGAGAUUCGUUUCUGCGACUUAACUCGGACACUAUGCUGAAUAUUUAUCAUUCCCAAGAAUGUUCUUCACAUGAAGGCAAGUAUAAUUAAGUCCCUUAUUGCUCUGCGCAUUGCUCAACAUUUUUUAGCAGCAACUUAUACCUCAGAACUGCAAGGCAGUUGUUUAAAAUCUAACGCGAAGUUGUGAACGUCUUCAACUUAUUUCACUGCCCAUCUUCGAGUACAACUUGAUCUUUUAGGGGCUUACUUACUAGGAAACGCAAGAUUGACCUUAUCGAACAAGCAAAGCUAAAUACCGCAGCUUUAGAUAAUCCCUUAUGAAAUAAGCUGUAGUAUGUAUUGCACGGCCUAAUCUACGACCCAGUAUAUAAGUUCUGUGAUACUCAAGAAAAUGUCUAACCUCAGUUAAACACUCUUAUUUCUUUAAAUCUGUAAAUGUGAUUGCACAAAUGAAAUUACUUGACUUCAAUAUACAUGUAGUACCUGACAUUACGAAAAAGCCAGCUGUAAGCUAAUACUGAGCGUCGACCUUAGAAUCAAGGCACUCCUCAUUUGAGUUCAAUUCAAAAUGCUAGAAUGGGAGGAAUGAUACUCUUUGAUGUACUCUCAAUGCUGACAGUCGCAUAGGAAUGAGGGAAUUUAGACUUACGAGAACUCGAUCCAUAUCGAUGGUAUCGUCUACUGCCAAAGACUAUCACACAAGCCGCCUAGCACAGUAGUGUUUGAAGUCCUCUUCUUUCCACAAUUUUCAUGAGUAAGCAUAAUAAUCUUGGGCCAAACAACAACUGCAAACCUCGUAAAGUUAUGAAACUAACAUUCUUACGUCGCUUACCGGAAUUGAAAACCACAUGGACCAACUCAUGACUACAACUAAGCACUGAGCGCUUAACCUCCCAUAAUGGAUAAUGGAUACUGGAUUAGUUUCUUUUUAAAAUUAUUCUCUGGACUUUAGAGAAAAUGGAAUUCACGACAAUAACUCUGUGACGGAGACCAAAUCAGCUAAUGAAGGCUUAAUCCUGAAUACAGCUCUACGCCAUGCAACAAUCAAAUGAAAGAGAAUCAAAUCAAGCAGUUAUUCCAAAAUAUCCUGUCAGAGAUUUAGUUGAGUAUCAGCUGGAAACAUGAUGUUGACUAUGUUCAAGGCAAAGCAGCAAGACUAUUUUUCUGAAAAGAAUACAAUCAAUUUACCGUAAAUAAUUAUAUUCCUCUAAGGUUAUACCAAUUUCAGACUCGGUGAAACUAAGGUAAACUGAUAUGGACGACUUCAGCAGUCUUCGGAAAACUAUAGAAAAAUGCCACAUAGUUGCUUCCGAGAAAGAUACAUAAUGUUAGACCAAGAAAACCAGCAGACAAUCCAACUACCGAGUGCACCUUCCUAAACAAGCAAAUUGUCUCGAAUCAAGCAAUUCUAAUUUUCAAAUGCCUCAAAAAUCAAGGACUUCUGAAUUGAGGCAAGUAGGAGCAGAUUAUCAACCAACGAUCUCACCAAACGCCAUUGCAAGCAGCCAAUCAGAAAACGAAAAUGCAAUAAACAUUACUAACAAUUACUAUUUAAUUUUCCGGUUUACUAGAGAGGAAGUUUUCUCAAUGUCCAAAUCUUCAACAAGUCCCCAACUUGCACGUCUCUUGCACAUUAUUAUUACUAAUGCCUUUACAAAAGCAACUGAUACAAAACCUACUUCAGUAAUUACUUCGCCUCCUUAAGUCGUAUUUUUUAGCAAAAUUCGGAAUUAACAGAAAGGACUUAAAAUCUGCGACAAAACAUGGAACUUACGAAUACAGUAGGUUUUGUUUCUGCUCGAUCCACUUUGAUGAGAUGGUUUACGUCAUGCGUGUAAAAGUAUUAAUUGCAGUCCAUCCUUACUUAAUUUAAUGUAGCAAAACAAAAAAUCUACAAGUUUCAUUGUUAAGGCGGGACUGAACAAAACAGCUAUCAGAAGUUGGGAUCUACGCCUGGGGGCAGGGAACUUACCGAUAAUAUAGGCAGGGGCGGGGAUGCUUGUUGUCUCGCUUAGGGGUGUAGUUGUAAAUUUUGGCCUCGCUUUUGGGCGUUCAGGAGAGAGCGCCAUUACGUGUGGGCUGCGGAUGUGUGUAAACUAAAUAUCUAUAUCAAAUCAGCAGCAAGAGAUCAUACUGUUACAGACAACAUUUCAAAUAACACUUUUACCACAAUUAAAACCAGUGCCGCUCCAUGGUCGUCUUUUAAUGUUCACCUAAAGGGGUUAAGCCUUUAAAUCACAAGAGUGACCAACAUCAAUUUUCUCCUUACAAUGUCAAUACAUAAUCAAGAGACUGGGUUGUGGGAAUUGAUAAAAUGAUCACUUAAGUGGAAAUCCUCUUAAAACAAAUUCUCUCAGAUAUUUUUUCAAGGAAACGUGUGGAGAUCAGUGUAGAGAAUUUUUAUGUUGAUAUUGAGGCUGAAAGCGGGUCAAAUAAAGCCUGAGCCACACCUGUUUUGAUCCCCUUCUAAUUUUUCGACGAUCAUUCGCAUCUAUGCCACCUACCGGUCGGAUUUACCUUCAACUGUCUGGUGGAUGUAUAAGUCAACCGGACGCAAAUGAAUUGGGCGAUCAGUAUGGACUAUCACAGAGAAUGUUUUAGUUACUUGUCAGUAGACGUCGCUUUAAAUUGAAAACGAUAAAUUGGUAUUGUACACGACGGAAACGACUUUUCCUUCAGUUGCUCUAAGGUAUAUCAGAUAGGCUAUGGAUAAUUCACUAUCACAAAGUAUGGACAAAAAUCACGUCAAAUCUUACAUUUCAUAACUUAGUUCCUGAUCGAAUCUGCAAUUCACGUCUAAAAUGUAUUUAAGGGUGCAGAUUGAAAAAGAUUAACAGAUCGUAAACCUGAAUUGUUUGAAUAAUAAUGUCUGAUUUUGAGUUUAAAAAAAAAAUCAAUAUUAAGCAGAUAAAACAAUCGUGUUUAAGUUUUUAUUUAUUUUAUUUUAAAGGUGUUCUGGUGGUUAAAAAAUAGUUCAUUUUUAUCAACUCAAUGAAUAAUUUGGACAUCGCACAUGUCUAUUUUUGUUAUUAAAUACAUGUCUGUUCACCUACAGCAUUACCUACGAUUACAAUGCUUUAGACGCCGAAACAUUUAUAACUUAUGAAGGAAAAUUUGUACAUUUAAGUCCCUGAAUAGCCUCUGAAAACUUGAAAAGUGACUGGGCAUGGUCGUUUUUAUCGCAUUUUACUUCGUAAACACCUCUUAUAUCGCUAACUUAUGGACUGCAUAGUUCCAGCGAUGAUCUCGACUCCGGUGAGGGGAAGUUGAACGACAGCGUGAAAUCCUUCUCAUAAAGGCCAGUAAAAUAUCUGAAACGACACUGAGCGAAUCUGAACCAGAUUUUUAAGUCAUAAAAACACAUUUUUACAGUGAAAUAGCUUGGCUUGGCGAGGCGACAAGCACUCAUGCUGAUUUUGAAAUUUGUUUUUAUUUUACAUCAUGCAGCGUCAAUUAUUUUUCAAUUUAGGAUGAUUUGUCAGCGCUACUAGAUCAACUAAAUAAUCACAGAAUAUCACAUUUGUGGACUUGCAAAAUAGAGCAUGAUACAAUAUACAGGUAUAUAUCUCAAAGCACGGACUGGAUGUUUCGUGAUGCGACUUGGUAGUUAAUAUCAAAUUCUGUGCUUUAUUGCCGAAGGGGAAGUGGUGCAACAAGGAUAUUUUUCCCCAAAGUAAAAAGCAACAAAUCUUUUUAAUCAAUCGACUUCCAUUAUAGAUAAUUUUACACCACGUGAACCUUGUAUUCCCGUGUCUAUAGCUCCAAGCGAGGUUAAGCCUUUUAUGGGGAGAUAUUUAAAAUCAUCUUAAUUCGCCUGUUAAUCUAUUUUUCUUUUUAAUCUCACAAAUGUACAUUUAAACCUUGUGUAUAAUUUAUACGCUACAUCUCCAAUGUAAUCGUUUAGAAGAGCUCUUUAUACCCUAGCCCCUCCAGUCGAACUCUAAUGGGAAGUUCUUACGGAUUCACUUAAAGUUACGUUUUCAUUAAGGAAGAUUCAUAUUUUGAGAAAAACCUUGAUUGGUGUUAAACCCGAGGUCGAGAUAAUGUAAAUACACGUACUUUUCGUUUGACUUCUAUUGUGUUAAGAAACAAAAAAGGACAGCAAAGCGAUAUAAAAGGAUGCUGUAUUCACAAUAGAAAUUGUUUGUUUUUUCUAUUUCGAGUGAUGUUUGCCUUAAGCUAAAAUUCUCACGGGGUGUUGUAUGAAACAUUUUUCUUUUUCAUGGUUCUUUCUUUUCGCUUAUUCAUUUUUUUUUCUCAUUUUCCGUGAGGCCCAUAAUGUCAAAACUAAACGAGGGAUUGGAUCCAUGUGAAAUGCAUUGUUAACUGGUUUCUUUUAAAAGUCCCCUUUUCUAAACAUAGUCACGUAGGGAUUAGCCGAAUUGAAAAAUAUUCUUAUCGCUAAUUGUGUUGUAAAUGUUUUCUUCCUCCAUUUGUUGUCUUGCAGCAGAUGUUUUCGGCUUGUCUCUACAUUUUCCUUGUUCCUUGUUCAAUAUUUUAAAUAAAAGGCUAAGAACAGGAAAAGGACAAAAUGAAUUUAUCGCGUAAAUAAACUAAGUAGGCCAAGACUUUUUUAACUGUAACUAGUGGCGUCCUUUUUUUUUUGAUAACACAGAAUCAUCCAUUCUCGUAGGUGACAAUCGUUCGACGCUUUCCACUCUUGUUUUCGCGCCAUUUUGACACGUUGAUUGUUUUGUUUUGUAAUACCGCCAGCUGAUGCCCACACAAAUUAACAAACAUAUUGGCAAGUUCUCCUAGUAGACAGCCCUCACUAAAAGGUCAUCUUGCCUAAGCCACGACCUACAAUCUUCUUUUCACAACGAACCGAAUUUUCUUACUUUUCGCGCGCUGUUUUGUUGUAUACACAAUAACUUUUUACGUAAGAUUUGAUCCAACAGUAAAUUGUGAUCUCAAGGGCCGCUUGCCUUGCAAAUGAAUGGCAACAUGGCCAUAUUAUUCAAUCUAUCAAUAUAAUUGUUGAAGUUUACUUAGUUUUGUUGACAUUUGUGCACGAUGUGAAGCCGUCUUUUCUUCUGUCGUCACCAGUGGGGCGUAAUCAUUAUUACUUUCCACUUUUUCCCCUCUCUUGUUUCCUAUUCUCAUAUAGACCCUGCCGUUCUAACUUUUAAUGUCUUCUUUGGACAACCAGCUUAUUUUCUAGCCGGCGAAAUCGCUUGGAUUGGCCAAAAAUGAAAUCGACUGGUUAUCCUCUUCACUUUUCCUAGCCCUUUAAUACGAAAAUUUAAGAAGUAUUUUUUUAGCCAUCUCGUAACUAAUAUUUAACCAAACUGACCUUUGAUCUUUGAAUCUAAAUUCAAACAAAAUUCAAGUCACAUCCUGCCUGAUAAAUAACAAAAACAGGAACAGUUUUUGAUCUGAGCCUAUACAUAUUGGAGUUUUUUUCUUCUUCUUCUUUAUUUCAUGUUUUUUUUUUCAUUUAUUUAUUCAUUUUUUUAUUUUAUUUCAUUAUUUUUUUAUUGCAAUCAAGGUUUCCCUUUACCAAUGUACCAGCUAACCAAUUCAUAGCCGUCGUUCCCAAGUUUCUAACAUCAUUUCAAAGCACACAAGAUUAUCCUAUUGUUUCUAGUGAAACAAGGCUCCGAAUCUCACACGUACUUCGUUGAUAGCUUCCCAACAAUUCAACUACUCGACACAAGGCGUCGAAAAGAUAUGUGCAUUUUACGAUACGUGUUGCUAAGAGAAAAGAUUUUAAUUUUAAUUUUAGAUUAAAGAGCUUUCUUUUCCGUCACGUUUAGUAACGCAUUGGGGAGAUCUUUCAAUUGUUUCCAAGUUUAAUUGUCAGUCCAUAUUUUUUUGCUGUUGUUGAAAAUAGCAGACAAAUUUCCAAAACAGCGGAUUCGUGUCUUUCAGAGGUUUUUCUGUACGCGAAUUUGAUGAAAAGUUAAUUAUAUUACAGGCUAAAAUGGCACGAAUUAGGCUGAAAAUACUGAAAUUCAGAAAGGUGUGAGUUGUAAAUUUGUAUUUCGAAGACAGAAAUUAAAUGUACCGGAAACUUACCCGGAACAAUAUUCGACCAGAAAUUUGACUCUUAGUAUGAAACAUCCAGUGAUGUAUGUUUUGUCGGCCACCAAAAAGGCGCCACCGAAAAACUACACCAAUCCAAGGCGCAUAUUACUCGGGUUUCGUUUCCACGCAGAUGAAGCGGGGUCAGGAAAAAUUUUCCACCCCCGGCAACGAAAGAUGCCGUGCAAAGAUGGUGCGAAAAACAAUAAUCCGCGCAACUGGCUGCUUUGUGAAGAGUUCAGGCAUAACAAAUUUCGUGUUUGACUUCUACAUUGUGAUUGUCCUCAUCGUGAUGCUUGUUUUUACAGCAAUUAUUUGAUCAUAAUCGUAGAUUCAAUGGUGUGGAAAAAAUUCAAAUUUCACGGCCGAAUUCGAAAGGAGUCGGUGAAUUCUUUCGAUUGCGUCUCUUGAAAGUAUCGAAUGACGUGUUUGUUCUUAUUUUAUUUGGUGCGCAAACCAACUUCGCUAAUUUUUUUUUCUGAGCUUUGUUCCAGAAGGAUUUUUCGCCCUGUUAAGAUCCAAAAGAUGUAUAGGUCGGAAAUGCUAUAAGGACAACAGAAGCUUAAUGGGCAAUCUGGAUUAGGAUUUGUACGCUUCAUUAGGGACAGGAAAUUGUAGCGCAACAUUCAAAGGUGGAAGUCUGGUGACGAGGCUCUCGUCAAUGAAGUGUUUGACAAGUGAAUAUGACAGAUAAUUAAUAUAUGAAUUAGUUGGGUUGGCUACAACAAUGGCCUUGAAUCAUGACCAGACGAUCAAAAGAUAUGUUUGACAACGGUGAAUGGGUUUUUAAAUCCCCAAGUUGAACUAAGAAAACAAAGCCUAUUAUUCCACGUUGUGUUGGGUACAAAUGUUUUCAAUGCCGACUUUGUUCUGCUAUUCAAAGGGAAAAUUUCUCGGGUAAAUAUUUUUCAUUCCAAGUUGCGUCAAUAUCAUGACCUCUCGAGUUUUCAACAUCCCCCCUUGUCUGGGUUUUCUGUUGAGGUUGAGGGUACCUUUCAGCAAGAGAUACGAGUUAUCGACCCUGACGCUAUCUGACAAUUCGUUGACCGACAAGGCGGAGCUUCUAACCUAAACGUGCUAAAUCUCGUUUGCUUCUUUUCACAAAUUUCUGCUAAUUAUAUCGAAGUGUUCGAGGUUCAAUGAGAUCCUGCCCCAAAUCCACCCUUUUGUUUUGAUUCAAAUUUGCUUGUUGUUGCGUCGCCAGGCAUUGAAAAUUGAACAAUGCCUUCACAUUGCCCUAUAGCCCACUGCCAGUACUGUUGUUGACGGCGCAUAAAUACCGUGCUAAUUUCAAAAGCCAGGUCCUUUCAAUGGCGAGCGUUGCGCGAAUCAAUACAGUUUGUGAAAUUUAUCUUGUUAAGUUAUCUCACGUGUAUCGAGGCUGAUAUCCACGCGUUUUACUCGAGACAAGCGCUUGCAGAUAUUGCUUUAGUGACUUACACGUGUGCGAAUAAAUGCGAAAUACAAAAGUCAGCUGUCACUUUCAAUAAGCGGUCCGAGGUUGUUGCUUUUGACCGGCUAGGAAUCAUGAUCUUUCAGUCACGAACUUGACUCGCUUUCCAAGAUUAUGAUCGCUAGAUUUAACAUUCCGUUUUUGGAAGUCUCAGAAUGAGUGUCCUAAAAUUCAUCUGCGGUCAAUUUCUAGCCUUACACCUGCGUUUAUCACUGUUUCCUAUCUAAAAAACGCGCAAAGUUUGACAAGUGUUGAAAGGUGGGCGACCAAUGGCGAGUGAAGUAUUCACAACUGGGCACCAAUUUGUAAAAUUGGUGGUUUAGCCUCCGGCCAAUAACCUGCCGGACAAUGACAGCCAGGGUCACGUGUUUGGGCACGAGCAGGCUACACCAAUGGCAUUAUUGCUCCAGAGAGAUCGGAAUUUUGAAGUAUUCGGUUCGUCAGCUGGCUGACUCGCUUAGUUAGUAAUCCCAUUUUGGUUGAUAUCACCGAGUCGCCUUGUAAAGCCUUCUUGGGAAUGAGCGACCAAGACCUCCAACGUACGUACUUAUAGUCGAUGUGAUUCCCUGCUCGUCAAAAUAAACUUUCUGUUAGCGCCAUGACUCCCUUGGACGUUCGGAAGUAUUUCCUGUCACGCUUAAACCAAGGAGCUCUUAAGUUUUGUUUUGUGUUUCUUUUGCAGAGAAGCGUCGAAUAUCCAUGUGUGUCGGUUGCGGCUCUCAGAUUCAAGAUCAGUACAUCCUACGCGUCGCUCCCGACCUCGAAUGGCAUGCAGGUUGCCUGAAAUGUGCCGACUGUCACACGUACCUGGACGAAACUUGUACGUGUUUUGUGCGAGACGGAAAGACCUACUGCAAGCGUGAUUACGUUAGGUAAGCCAGUACGGUCCACUGCUGAGAAAUCAGAAUGCAAACGUAACUGACCGAGCGAUCAUAGAUCAUUUGAGAUCAUCAACACAUUCGUUCAAUUCGUCCGUUUAACCGUGCGUUAAUAGCUGCAUGACGUUGUGUUUUUCGAAGGAUUACUUCAGUAUAUUACAAAUACUGACGACAUAUUACUCUGGCGAAGGAAUCAAUGUUGUUAAUUAGGAAGACAGAGUAGCUGUGAUGGUUAUGACUGUAUUGUCUCUACAAAGCCAUCGUGUAACCCGUUGGCAAGAUAGAAGCCCUGAUUUCCCCCGCUGCGUAGGCUGUUACACAGUGGCAGUUUUUCGUGGAUCUCGGAGAAGCUAAUUACAAAGAAAUUCACACGGAUACAUGGUGGCUGGAGUUCAGGAAAUUCAGUUCACACAAGUUAUUCUUUGACUCCGCCUCUUUCUUAUUGUGGGUAAGCGAGGCGGGAAAGUUUGCCUACUCUACAAGCAGGAGACUACGAGUACAAUUUAGAUUUGUGGUUUUUCUUAGAUUUCGCUUUCGAUCGCAAUUUUGUUAGUCUUAGCGCCUUACGGCAAAGAAAAACUCUGCAGGAUUAGACUAAGUAGCGCGUGGGUAAGUUGUAAAAUAACAUUGACGGGUCACUUCGGAUGGGAAUAAAAUAGAAACAGAUAUAUUUGCGAAAGUCGUUCUCGGGAAGCACGUUAUUUGCUUUCUGGUCAUUGAGCGUAUUUUCUCUCUCGCUCUUCAGGUUAUUUGGGACAAAGUGCGCCAAAUGUUCCCGUUCUGUGACGAAAAACGACUUCGUGAUGAGAGCCAAGAGCCAAAUCUAUCACAUAGACUGUUUUCGCUGCAUCGCUUGCAGUAGACAGCUUGUUCCGGGGGACGAAUUCGCACUGCGCGAGGACGGAUUAUUCUGUAAAGAGGACAACGAAAUCGUAGAGAAGGCAACGGCUACAGCUCAAGCAGCUCACGUUCGAGGAUCGCAACGGUCCUCCUCUCAAUCAUCAGGUGAGCCAGUCUGUUUCUACUCGCUCUGUUUCGACGCGGUAGGUCUUGUCACUAAACGUAUCAGAAUCUAAUCAAAUUGGGGUCGAUAACACUAUUAGCAACUUAGAUUGACUCGGACCAGAUCAUGUGAAGAUUUCAGUUAAAUGCUUGAAUUUAUAGAAGUCUGGGCCAUCGUUUGUUGGUUAAUGGAUUUUGAUUGUGCUUAAUUUUAAGCCCUGUUUGUAGCCAAGCAACAUGGCUUUGCUGCCGGCGUUUGGCCAGCCGUGUCACCUAUCAACCAACCUCAAGGAGAAGGGGAGCGGGAAUAUUAUAACCUUCUCGCGCUUUAAUUCAAAAUUGAAUGUUUGUUGGCAAUAUCUUCUAUUCUCAAUUAUAAGGUUCAACACGGAUAAGUACUUUUGACAUUUAUUUCCGAUCGGGAAGUUUCCGUGAUACCUAUGUAUGACCCUUACAAAGCAUCACAGUUCUAUCACUGCUACUGUCAGGUUUAACCCGAAAUUCUGAAUUAACCCCUUAACUAUUCUUCAACAACUAAACUCGGGAUUUUCUACUCUCUUAACAGUUUAAGCACUUCCGCAGGAAAAUACAAAAUCUCAAAUCUCGAGGAUGUUUAAACGAGCAACGGUGUCGUAGCACCUCGUAGUGCUUUUAGCAGAUAUUUCAAUUCCAAACUUCUCAGCUCCAUAUCAUGACUCUUUGUCUUUCCCUAGAUAUACAGUAUUACUGUUUCCACCCUCGAAAUAUUAGAUUCAAUGGUGACUGAAGUAUCGUAAGUGUCAGGCUAAAAAUAUCGCGACAAUGAUAAUUCCUUUGCAGCUCACUCGAACGGCCAGACCGAAGAAUCAUCGCCACGGCGAGGCAAAUCAUCAGAGAAAACGACGAGGGUACGGACUGUGUUAAAUGAGAAGCAGCUACACACGCUUCGGACGUGUUACGCGGCGAAUCCGCGGCCGGACGCGAUGAUGAAAGAACAGCUCGUCGAAAUGACUGGACUUAGUCCUCGAGUAAUUCGUGUGUGGUUUCAAAAUAAACGCUGCAAAGACAAGAAGAAGUCUAUGAUGUUAAACAAGACCUCCUCUCACCACCAACACCAAGGACCGGGCUCUGAUGAUGGGCAGGUAUAAACUGACAUUAUGUGUUUCCAAUUUCCUACUGGCCUAAGAACGUAGAAGUGGUAGAAACAGUUUAGCUCCGCGCAAUUUUUUUUUUUUUUUUUUGGCAAUGUCACUUUGCCAUUAGCUGUCACGAUGAGCACGACAAAGACGGACGGAAAUGGAAAUAUUUGCGCACAGGUGGUGGUUAAUCGAGCUUGGCGAGCAAACUUAAGGCAGUUUUCACUGUUUUUUAUUUCAAUAAAAUCGCGCUUUCCUCUUGAUCCAAGCCUUUUUCUUUUGCUUGAACACCGUGCUAGGAGUUUUCUUGUUAAUAUAAUUGGAAGAAUUAGCCAAAAGGUGUUAAUUUUGGAUUGUUAGGCUUCACAGCUGGUAAGACGAUUCUUCGAGAUUUUAUAUCUUCACAGGCGCUCUCUCACUAGACUUCCUCCUUUAGAAAUGGCAAUCUCUACGAAGGAUUCUGCGAGCUUAUUACUAAACGAUCUUAAUGUUGAAGGAGAAACUUUUUUUUUCUUAUACUCAAACCCCUUUGAAUAAGAAUGUACAAAAGUGUGGCCUAUUAUAAAAUCAUCCAUCCUCGCUGACGAGGUUCAUCGACGCUUAGCCCUAGCAUCUGGUGUUUUUGUCAUCACGCGCACACAGAGUUGCUUGAUCUUAAUUUUAGAUAAACUUUAGACUUCGGCUAGUGCCUCCUUUCACUAUUCUGACUGACUGUUAUAGCUUGUUCUUUACGCAACGAUUUAGCAAAGAAAUGACAUUACCAUUAGCCCCAGUGGGAUAUCGAACUGUAUACGUUUUACAAAGCAAAACAUUGCCGCAUCCAAGUCAUAAUAAUUGACGGCAAUUUAUAUCCAUCCUCCCGUUUAAUCACUGUAUCUUUUUCUUUGCCGUUUACAAACAGAGUCCAACCGGUAGCUCACCGAAUGCUCUUCCCAGCCGCACGCUACCGCCAUCAGCUAUUUCGGGUGUUCAGGUUUUCGCUUCGAGUCUAACUCCACCAUCGCUCAGACCACCAUCUGAGGUCUCGAUGGGCGACCUUCCCAGCUACCAACCUUGGAAGGCCCUGAACGAAUUCGCAAUGCAUAACGAUAUGGACCAAGGUCCGUUUCAACAAUUGGUAAGCCUAUAAACUAGGAAGGUUAUCUUAUCUGUGACAUACUUCUUUUGUCAUUGUUCCUUGCUUUUUUAAUGCAAACUUACUGGGAAAGUUCUUCCACGCGCGAACCGCCAAGAUGCUGCUUCUUGAGCGGUUUAAAUUGCCAAUUAUACGGUCUCACACCGCUCUCAGCUAUUAGCUCUAGUAAGCAUUUAACCUGAAUUGUAUUAGCGAACGAUAAAUUGCGUUUGAAAACAAGCCACCGGACUGACUCAAAACCCUAAGGGGACCAUUAAACGAGUAACCCAAGCGUGUAUCUAUCGAGUCAGGCUUGUGUGUUUUUGUGUGGUGACACGAUAAUUACUCUUCUUCUGAAUAGAUGCCUUUGCCUAUUUUGCAUAAGUGAAUUCAAUGUACAAAUAUCCUUCAAGCCACUGCGGUGUGCAAAUUGACUUCAUAGGAAGAUGAAUCAAACAUCUUAUAUUUCACCGAACAAGCAAUUUUUAAAACUCCUUCAUGGAUGCGAGGUUUCUGUGAAUCAACCCUCGACUUGGUCUUCUUUUGUCUACAUAUUAUCAAGGAUGCUUCUUUUGGCUCAAAUCUUGCGAAGAAUUUAUUCAUUCCCUUGUCUUCUCAUUUUUGUUUUCGUUCUAUUUCAAUCACUGGUUCUAGCUAGAGUUCUAUCUUUCGGGUAUUUUAACGAAUUCAGUUACUGGAAAGUGAAAUUUGUCAGUAUUGUAUUUCUUUGUAAUCUGUCCUAAUUGCCUCACACCUUUGACAACAAAGCUUUUACGGAGCAAAGGAAACUGCUUGAAAUAUUUUCUUGUUCCUUAAAAAGAAGGCCACAAAUAACACACAAAGUUGCAGCAGAGUUUUAAAAAUUGUUUCGUAGACCGUAAAUUUUUCAAAGAAGACAAACUUUAAUCUUUUUCAGAAUAAAUUCGAGGCCAUAACGAACGAUCCUCUGAGAGGACAUUGUGUACGAGCUAGCUGAACAUCUUUAAGACAGCGAAAAUACAGUUUCUUGUAAAACAAGUUUUCCUCGGCAGCUGUGCUCUACUGAAUUUCAACCGGUAUUUUAAAUUUUUUUUUUUCUUGUCAGUCUUUAUCCUUUCCUGCUGGUCCUCUGGUCUGUGUACGCUCAACGUAUUUUCAAUAUUGGUUUUUGAAAGCCUCGAGUUCUAUUUAUAUUUCAAUGCAUAGGUUGUACUUAUAAGUUAUAGCUAUUUUGUGGAUGAAAAGUUCAAACCGUCUCAGAACAGUAUCUGAACUGGCAGGAAGACCUAUGUGCCCAAUUGUUAACAAAGAUAUAUUUUUGACGUUAGCUACGCAGCGGGAUGUUUGUUGAGUUAACCGUGAUAAACAUCUAUUUCCCAGCGUGUGGUAAAAGAGUUCAUUUAGCGAACAAAAGGCACAUGCGUAAAGAAACCUCUCGUACCACUGUAUUCAAUGGCAACAUUUUUCUACAUACAAAUCGAGACGAGGAGUGUUGAUAAUUCUACUGACAAACAACAUGCACCAGAAGAAUAAAAACGCUUCUGGCAAAGACCACCAACCGAAUAUACAAACAGACCAAGAAUAGAAAUAUGAAACAGUUCGCACAAUUUCCAAAAUGGACUCUUGAGCCCGACGUGCUCUGACAAAACGCUGCAUGUGUCUUUUUAAGAAUUCAUCGUUUGUUUGUUCUUGUUGUGUAGACAGUGCUUAUCUCGCGCGUUUUUUUUCCUUCCUUUCCUCAUCCUAACCGCAGUUCUCUUUUUCCCUUUGAUCUCUGUUGUUAGGUACAGUUUUCAGAGCAAGCCCCGCAUAUGGUAUCGCGUCCGCAUGAGGGAAUAGGCGCAAAUUAACUCUUCUCCCGAUUUUAAAAAUGCAACAAGAUGAAAAAUUGAUCACAGACGCGAGGACAUUGGGCAUCGCCGCAGCGAUCGCAUGCCGGAAAUCUUAAUUUAUUUCUUCUAUAGCGAGCAACAAACAUUGUGUAAAGUGUAAAGUUCAAUUAUGGAAAGGAACGAAUCUUCCCUAUGUUCCGUCAGUGUAUAUAUUUUAUGGAAUAAGUUUUACGUGUUGAGAGAGGAGCUCUCAAAAAAUAAAGUCUAUAAUAAUUUG